This is a messenger RNA of Tachyglossus aculeatus (Australian echidna), 2529 nucleotides long. It is a transcript of the gene EXOC6B, whose product is annotated as exocyst complex component 6B. Gene Ontology annotation, cellular component: membrane; exocyst. Lineage: Eukaryota; Metazoa; Chordata; Mammalia; Monotremata; Tachyglossidae. Bases 37 to 2469 code for a protein of 810 amino acids. The record is from RefSeq and is a predicted model, not a curated record. The transcript is spliced from 23 exons. Gene Ontology annotation, biological process: exocytosis; Golgi to plasma membrane transport; intracellular protein transport.
GCCGGGCCGGGCUGGGCUGGGCUGUAGCGGGCCGAGAUGGCGGAGGCGGAGAGCCUGGAGACGGCGGCCGAGCAUGAGCGGAUCCUGCGCGAGAUCGAGAGCACCGACACGGCCUGCAUCGGGCCCACGCUCAGGUCUGUGUACGACGGCGAGGAGCAUGGCCGGUUCAUGGAGAAACUGGACUCCCGCAUCCGAAACCACGACCGGGAGAUCGAGAAAAUGUGCAACUUCCACUACCAGGGCUUCGUGGACUCCAUCACCGAGCUCCUGAAAGUCCGAGGAGAAGCCCAGAAGCUCAAGAAUCAAGUGACGGACACCAACCGGAAACUGCAGCACAAAGGAAAGGAGCUGGUCAUAGUGAUGGAGGAACUGAAGCAGUGUCGACUGCAACAGAGAAAUAUCUCCGCAACGGUGGAUAAAUUAACGCUGUGCCUUCCAGUGCUGGAGAUGUACAGCAAACUGAGGGAUCAGAUGAAAACCAAGAGACACUACCCGGCGUUGAAAACCCUGGAACACCUGGAGCAUGUCUACCUGCCCCAGGUGAGCCACUACCGUUUCUGCAAGGUCAUGGCAGAUAACAUCCCCAAACUGCGGGAGGAGAUCAAGGACGUCUCCAUGUCGGACCUCAAGGACUUCCUGGAGAGCAUCCGCAAACACUCAGACAAGAUCGGGGAGACCGCCAUGAAGCAGGCCCAGCAGCAGAGAAGCCUGGACAACAUCAUCUCCCAACACCCCAGAAUCGGGAGCCGCAAGAAGUCCAAGAAGGACGGCUACACCGGUUUGGAUUCCGAGAUGGAGAGCACAAGUCCCAAGUCCGAGCAGGACUCGGGCAUCCUGGAUGUGGAGGACGAGGAGGAGGACGAGGAGGUUCCUGGAACUCAGGAUCUGGUGGACUUCUCUCCCGUGUACCGAUGCUUGCACAUAUACUCGGUGUUGGGAGCCCGAGAAACCUUUGAGAACUACUACCGGAAACAAAGACGAAAACAGGCCCGCCUGGUGCUUCAGCCCCCGUCCAACAUGCACGAAACCCUAGAUGGCUACCGGAAAUAUUUCAAUCAAAUUGUAGGGUUUUUCGUGGUCGAAGAUCAUAUUUUACACACGACCCAGGGAUUGGUCAACAGAGCCUACAUCGACGAGCUGUGGGAAAUGGCCCUGUCGAAAACGGUCGCGGCCCUGCGGACGCACUCCUCCUACUGCUCCGACCCGAACCUAGUGUUGGAUUUGAAGAACCUCAUAGUGCUGUUUGCGGAUACGCUGCAGGUGUAUGGCUUCCCUGUGAACCAGCUCUUUGACAUGCUGCUGGAGAUCAGAGACCAGUACAGCGAGACUUUGCUAAAGAAGUGGGCGGGCGUCUUCAGAAGCAUCCUCGAUUCUGACAACUACAGCCCGAUCCCGGUGACGAACGAGGAGCUGUACAAGAAGGUGGUGGGGCAGUUCCCUUUCCAGGACAACGAGCUGGAAAAGCAACCGUUUCCAAAGAAGUUUCCUUUCUCCGAGUUUGUGCCUAAGGUUUACAAUCAAAUUAAGGAGUUUAUCUACGCCUGUCUCAAGUUCUCCGAAGAUCUGCACUUGAGCUCCACGGAGGUCGACGAUAUGAUCCGGAAGUCAACCAAUCUGCUGUUGACCCGGACCCUGAGCAACUCCCUGCAGAAUGUCAUCAAGCGCAAGAAUGUGGGUCUGACAGAGCUCGUCCAGAUCAUCAUCAACACCACCCAUCUGGAGAAGUCCUGCAAGUUCCUCGAGGAGUUCAUCACCAACAUCACCAACGUGCUCCCCGAGACCGUUCACACUACCAAACUCUACGGCACCACCACUUUCAAGGAUGCCCGCCACGCAGCCGAGGAGGAGAUCUACACCAACCUGAACCAGAAGAUCGACCAGUUCCUGCAGCUGGCCGACUACGACUGGAUGGCCGGCGAUUCGGGCAGCAAAGCCAGCGACUACCUGCUGGACCUCAUCGCCUUCCUGAGGAGCACCUUCGCUGUCUUCACGCACCUGCCUGGCAAAGUGGCUCAGACAGCCUGCAUGUCGGCCUGCAAGCACCUGUCCACCUCGCUGAUGCAGCUCCUACUGGAAGCAGAAGUGAGGCAGCUCACCCUGGGAGCCUUGCAGCAGUUCAACCUGGAUGUCAAGGAGUGCGAACACUUUGCCAGAUCCGGCCCAGUGCCUGGAUUUCAGGAGGACACGCUGCAGUUAGCCUUCAUCGACUUGAGACAACUUCUGGACCUGUUCAUCCAGUGGGAUUGGUCAACCUACCUGGCCGACUAUGGGCAACCCACCUGCAAGUACCUGCGUGUCAAUCCCACCACGGCCCUCACCUUGCUGGAGAAGAUAACCAGAGAGAUGAGAGACACCAGCCGCAAGAACAACGUCUUCGCGCAGUUCCGGAAGAACGAUCGGGACAAGCAGAAGCUGAUUGACACGGUGGCCCGACAGCUCCGGAGCCUCAUCCACAGCCAACACCUGUGAGCGCCCUUGCCGGCCCGCCCGCCCGCCCUCCCACCCUCCGAGCCCUGGAGCCAGCCUCCU